AUGACCGAUUCCGACAAAGUGGGAGACAUGUUUUACGAAGAGAUCCAAGCCCUCCCGACGACUGUGCGCAAGACGGAUAUGCUGAUUUCCCUUGGUGAAUUCAGUGUCCACGUCAGGACAGAGCAAGCUGCCUGGGAGGGAGUGCUGAUCCCACAGAAAUGGCAGUUGCAGCGUCAAAAACCUGCUCCUUCUGCGAACCUGCGUGGGGCACCGCCUCUUACUGAUCAACACCUUCUUCCGCCUCUUGAUUCUGAAGAAGGCGACAUGAAUGCAUCCCCGUGCGCGACGCUAGCAGCUGUCGGGGUACGUCCCCCUACGGAGGCGAGAUUGAUAGGAUGUGAUCGUGAUAAAGGUGAUCUGUGACGUCAAUGGCUGGAUGGAUCAUUUCUUUGUCGUCUCCAUGGUGAGGCCUCGGAUGCAUCCUCACAGAAAACCAAAAGGCGAGCGCUCACCGAUUGAAUACUUCUCUACUGAAUUUUUCUGCUCACCGCUUCGAUUUCAGCAAUCGAUUGGCCCACCUCCUGGAUGAUCUGCAGGCUCCCGCCUUGGAGACACGGUGGCGGCAACUGUGGAACGCCAUCCAGUCCACCGUCUUGGACGUCCUCGGACGCGCAUGUCGUCAGCAUCAGGACAACAACGACGCAGAUAUCAGCAACCUACUCGCCGAAAAGAACAGACUAAACAAAACUUACAUCGACCACCAGAUCGACGCAGGCAACGUGGCCUUCUUCAAAUGGCGCCGCUCGUACAGCAACGGCUGUGGAAGAUGCAGAAUGCGCGGUUGGCCUGCAAUGCAGAGGAGAUCCGGGGGAUGCGGAGGACGAUGAAACAAAGCACUACUUCGCUUCAAUCAAGGCGGCUUACGGACCGCACAUCAAAGAGGCUGCGCCCCCUGCCAGGCCCCGGUGUGACAACAGAGAAAUCACAGCCUCUGAAGCGCUGGGCUGAACGCUUUAGGAACUUCCAUAAUCUCAGUCGCUGUCAUCAGCAGACUUCCAAGGGAAAAGGUAUAACGGCCUGAACCUUCCGUCUUGCCUCCCGGAAACAAUCAAAUCCGUGCAACGGCUCCACCAGGGGACGGUACCGGUGUUGGACGCAAUCCCCGCCGAAGUCUACAAGUACGACGACACUGGGCUGAUGGACAAACUUAUUGCACUGUCGUCGGCUAACCAAAUGACAAGCCCAACCUGGAAAGAAUGGAGAUUUAAACCUUGACCGCCAGGCUUAGUGCCGCAGGUUCGUUGUCCUGUCGCGGGUGGUGCUCGGGAAUAUUAACCACCGUAGGGGCCGGGGGGGGGGGGGUGUUUGUUAACCGGAUUAUGGGUCGUGCUUGUUGCGUUGCGACAUGGGAUUCGAAUUAGAACCUGCACAUGUACCCGCAUAGCACGAGCUCGUUCCGCAACCUGAUCGUUGAGCGCCCAUCUGUAAUAAUUGAUAUUUCCGAUCACAGCCGACAGGACAACGGGCCCGUGGCUCAAUGGUAGAGUGUCAAACUCCAUGACCAAAGAUCCAGGGUUCGAAUCCUAAGUGGUCCACACUUGGGGUUGGGUGUGACUGGCUGAUGACGAACAAAAAGCCAGAAAUGGACAUUCCGGUCUCCCUUGUCUAUGUUGGUGCCAUAUAAUUUUCAUCUACUACUAGUCGCUGUGAGACUGCCUGCGAGGGCUCAGGUAUGAGCCCCAAGGCACAACGGAACGGGCGCGUUUCGUAAUCUGAUCGGUGAGCGCCCAUCUAUCACACGACGGCCGCUUACUGGCACGAACGUCAAGCGAUUAUCGAUUUUUUAAGUGCACUCAUGAUGUAAACUGUGUUGGCAAAUUCGCUCUCCGUCUGGGUCUGACGACGAGCCGGGUGCCGUUGGAAUCCAGUCAGAUGUCAUAAUUGUGAGUGGCGCGUGGAUCCUUUCUCGAGUGUGAACCAGUGCCUCAUCGUGGUCGAUAUAAUAACAGCCCCCGACAGUAACGAGUUGUCAAAGACCUUGGUCUAUGCUCUUGUGGAGGGUAGUCUGAAUAUAGAAUCAGGUGGGCAAAGGUUGCCUCCUUCUGAUGGUUCAUGUUAAGCACGAAACUGCUGUCUGGGUCCGUCUUAUUGAUGUUAGACUACUUCGGCUGCGGUCGCCAUCCGAAAUGGCGAUCGACAGAACGUCCAGGUGACAAAGGCGAUCUGUGGAGCCGAUGGUUGGACGGAGCAUUGUCUCAUCGUCUCCAAGAUGAGAACUAGGAUGCACCUUAGCAGGAGGCCAUAAGGUAAGUGAUCACCAGUUAAUUUAAGUACGUCUCUAUUUAAUUUAUUUGCUCCCCCCCCCUCGUAUUCGCCUCUGGAUUCCCCGAUCCCUCCCAUCCAGCCUCCGUGCUUUCUUCAAAAAUCCCCAUCGAUAGGGGCAAGGCGAACUUUACUGCUCAGUUGACGUCAUCAGUACACCGUGCUCCAGCCUCAGGCCCGUGAAAUCUUUCUUGUUCCAAAAACGGGUUAAACGGUAAAUGGACUGAACCAUAUCCUUGCCGACAACCCCUAAACUCCAGCUGCCGACAUGCUGUAACGGGUCCUAGUGCGUCACCUUUACCCCAAUGAGAAGCGUGCUGAUUCGGCGUGGCGAUGAAGUCCCCAGGAUCGAGCUCAGUCUCCCUUCCCUUCAGCAUGUACCGCUGGCCUCUCCGAGCAGUUCAACAGGCUAGUAAUAACAUCGGGUCCAGUGGUUGAUGUAGCAUAAAACAUUUAGUUUACGUUCACCACACACGUGCUGGUCCCCCAUCUACCUUGACCAUAUCUUGCUAAACAUAGGCUAAAUUUGCGCAGAAUCACAGGCGAUGUUUCAGUCUUCGUAAUUACGUUGGCAAACUGCAUUACAUAACUGUCGCAUUGUUUAUGUGCAGUACAUUGCUGAUAGCUGGCAAGCCGCAGCAGCAGCAGCAGCAGCAGCAGCAGCAGCAGCAGCAGCAGCAGCAGCAGCAGCAGCAGCAGCAGCAGCAGCAGCAGCAGCAGCAGCAGCAGCAGCAGCAGCAGCAGCAGCAGCAGCAGCAGCAGCAGUGA
Molecule: messenger RNA, 3030 nt
Organism: Spirometra erinaceieuropaei
Lineage: Eukaryota; Metazoa; Platyhelminthes; Cestoda; Diphyllobothriidea; Diphyllobothriidae
Source: the annotation of a GenBank genome assembly